GAAUGGUACGAUGAAGAGCAUGUGCCGCAAAGAAUGUCAAGGUCCGGGAUAACAUCCGCACAUGUAUCUCUUUUGUUCCUGAUUCAUGAAGCUAUAAACUGAGCAGGAAUGGAGUUGGUCACUAGAUUUCCCGAGUUCGAAACUGGUGCCCGAUACGUGGCCAUCGAUGGCCAGGCUCCAGGCUUUGCAGCGAUUUAUCAAGUCAGUUCUCUUGGGUUAUUCGGCCAGCCGAGGUACCAGAGUCUGCGUGCGAAUCGCUCGGCGCGAGAGGCCGAGCUUUUCACCCGGAUCGGCACGAUCGAUAGACGCACUUACCGUUGCACCCUGCAAGUCCAACGAAAGACUUCCUCUUCCGAUCACCAGACCUAUCAUUCCCACAUCCUGACCGUAGAGCUGGCUGAGCCAUCGCCGGAACUGCUCUCAGAGAUCCACUUGUUGGAUGGGUGGAGGAAAACUCACGUGGGCGAAACCGUCGACUCAUCGAUUGUUGGUCGUCUUCAGUCUGCCUCGAGCGAUCCAUUUCGAACCCCUCGUUUUAUCUUGAUCUUUGAAUUCGCAAACCUGGAUUUUCAAAGAUCGGAACAGCUCGCAAGACUGGCCAACAAUCCGGAGGCUAACCAGACAGUAAUCAGGAAGUGGAUGCUUUACCGUGGCUGGAAGAAUUCUUGUAAUAUGAACCCAGGUUCAGCCCAAGCCAAUUAG
Molecule: messenger RNA, 702 nt
Organism: Puccinia graminis f. sp. tritici CRL 75-36-700-3
Lineage: Eukaryota; Fungi; Basidiomycota; Pucciniomycetes; Pucciniales; Pucciniaceae
Exons: 2
Coding region: 109-702 (197 amino acids)
Source: RefSeq, a predicted model, not a curated record